CGCCUAAUAUUUCUCAGCGACUUCUGGUUCAUUCCGGAUCAUUUCGGCUGUCUCUAGUUACAGUUGGGUAUAUAAAAGUCAGUAGCAUAUUUUCUUCAUAUUGAGAAAAACUUUCUACACGAGUGUGAUACUGGAUCCUAACCGCGGAAAAUGAAUAUUGACGAAUUGGGGUACAGAGAUACGGACAAGAAAAUGAGUUCUGAGUCGAAUAGCUCUGGAGAUAACAGCAUCGCCAUGAUUAAACGCGGAGAGGAAGAUGAGGGGAAUGACAAAAGAGGGGGAUGGAAAGGACGAUUAGACUUCAUUCUCACCUGUAUAGGGUACGCUGUCGGACUUGGCAACAUAUGGAGGUUCCCCUAUCUCUGUUACAAGAGUGGAGGAGGUGCUUUCUUCAUUCCUUAUUUCAUAUUUUUGCUGUUAUGUGGGUAUCCGCUGUUCUUUUUGGAGGCUAGUUAUGGUCAGUUUAGCAGUCUUAGUCCUAUAACUACGUGGAGAAUGAGUCCACUUUUUAAAGGUGUUGGUGUUGGCAUGGUGAUGGUAUCCGGGCUGGUUUGUGUUUAUUACAAUGUCAUUGUCGCCUGGACGCUCUACUACCUCUUUAUGUCAUUUCGGGCUGUGUUGCCAUGGAGUCAAUGCGGUAAUGACUGGAACACAGAAAACUGCGUGGAUGGAUCUGAAAGGAUUGUGACAAACAGCACACAGAGCAACUAUACGACAUUAAAUAGCACUAACAUCAUGUCCAACAUUUCACAAUAUGUCAUUUCUGCAAACGGCUCAAUUACACACCUUUCUGCAAAGACUAGUCCAAGCGAGGAAUAUUGGGAAAAUCAUGUCCUUGAACUAUCUGGAGGAAUUGAGGAGGCGGGAAUUAUCAGAUGGCCACUUUUGCUGUGUCUCAUAUUGGCUUGGUUCUUUGUCUUCCUGUGUCUGUUUAAAGGCGUGAAAGUAUUGGGCAAGGUGAUGCAUUUUGCCGCUCCCUUUCCAUACCUAGUUUUAUUAGUUCUUCUUAUCCGAGGGGUGACCUUACCGGGUGCUUUGGAAGGCAUCAAAUUCUAUGUUCUUCCUAAAUGGGAAAAACUAGGAGAGUUCCAGGUAUGGGGAGAUGCUGCCUUGCAGAUUUUUUACUCUGUCGGUAUGGGAUGGGGAGGUAUUGUAACUAUGGCCAGCUACAAUAAAUUCACCAAUAACAUUUACAGGGACGCUUUGAUUGUGCCAAUCAUUAAUUGUGGAACUUCAAUAUUUGCUGGUUUUGUCAUUUUCUCUGUUCUUGGGUUUAUGGCCCAUCAGACUGGCUCAUCAAUUGAAGACGUAGUCAGCCAGGGCCCAGGUUUAACAUUUGUGGCGUACCCAGCUGCCGUUGCCAAGCUACCGAUUUCUCCACUCUGGGCUGUGCUGUUCUUUCUUAUGUUGUUUACUAUUGGUGUAGACAGCCAGUUCGGUAUGGUUGAGACAUGCAUCACAGCGUUCUUGGAUACUUUCCCAAAGACUCUGAGGAGCAGACGAGUGCUUGUCUCUGCAAUCGCCUGCACGAUUGAAUGUCUUCUUGGGCUGCCAUUAAUUACACAGGGAGGAAUAUACGUCCUACAGAUUAUUGACUGGUAUUGUGCGAGUUUUUCGCUCAUGUUGAUAUCACUUACCGAGGUUCUUGUCAUCGCUUACGUUUACAAAACCGACCGAUUUAUGUCAGAUAUCGAGUUCAUGAUUGGGUUUAGACCACAUGCAAUCUGGAUUUACCUUUGGAAGUUCAUAACACCAGCUGUUAUCGUGUUUAUUUGGUUGUUCAGUGUAAUUACACUCGGUCCUGUGACUUAUGACGGGCGAUCUUACCCUCAAUGGGCUAUAAUAUUCGGAUGGUGUCUUGGUGUUUCCUCCGUUAUACCAAUACCUGCUCUCAUUAUCUACCAGAUACUGCGGGAGAGAGGUUCUCUUCGUCAGAGAGUCAUUAAGUUGAUGAAACCAUCCGAACAAUGGGGACCUAGUGUCCAAGAAGAUCGGGACAGAUACUACAAACAUUUAAAUCUUCAAAAGAGGAUGGACCUUACUGCACGACAGAUUGAAGACGAUGAUGACAUGGAAAAGCACAUGUUUCUGCCUACAACUGAAAAGUCAAGCAUGCCAGUAUGAAGCGAAAAUAUGAUGUCACCAUAUUAACAUUAAUAAAUACAUCAAUAAGGAACGUUAGUUUCCUUAUAUCGCACUGUGGUUCCUAUCAGUAACCAAUAAUUGGAGACAAAAUAAACACGAUCUGACCAUUGGUUGCUUAAGUAGAUAGGUCCCCGGGUCCCGAUAUUGAUGAACAUGGGUAAUUUACAACUGUUUUGAAAAAUGAAAUCCGUAACGGAAACAGGAUAUGUUAAUGAUGAAAUAAUAUUAUCAGUAAAUAUUUGACGAAUUGGAAAUGCAUACUGUUGUAGUGAUUGCUCACUAGAAAAUCACUAUUAAGACAACUGAGCCAUGUUUAAAUGCCUUGUUUUGUUUUGUCUGGCGAUAUUGUCUUGUAAAAAAAUACUUCCUUUCUUUUUGCAUUUUAUGAUUGACCAGUAAUUGAUUGUGGUCAUAAUUCAUUUCAAAAUAGAUCUCCUUUGUUGUCUUUAUAUUUGAAAUCCGUAAUAGAAAUCCAGGCAAAAUUCUAUUAUGAUUCCUAUAAUAAACUUACCAUGAAACAUUUCACUUCUAGAGUCAUUAUAAUAUAAUAUUAUGUUUCCAUUGUUUUAUAUUAAGUGCUAUGUACUAUUAUUAUUUAAAAAGAUUUUACUUCAUACUUUGUUUUACUAAAACUGAAAAAAAUAGAAAAGAUAUUUUUACAGUUCACAGUAUUAAACAGUAAUAAUUUUACAUUGCAGUGAUACUCUUUUUCAUUCGAAAAUAUCACACUGAAAACACCUCAACCAUGAUCAAUCGAUUAUGGCAUUGCAAAGUUCACUCUAAGUCAUUUAUAUUUCAUAACGUUCUCAUAAGCACUAGCAUCUGAAAUCAAUAUAUCAUUUACAUGUUAUUUACCAUUAGUUGGAAGAAUGGUUUAUAUUUGCUAUACAAUCAAUAUUCUAAUAUCCACUACAAGGGCGAAUGUUACAAAACAUCCACAUAUCAAAUAUGUAAUCACAUCUAUGUGAUAAUUAUUUAUAGUGCUAAACACCAAAGAUUGUGAGAUUUUUAUAUGGAAUCUAGUCUUAAUCAAAUCCAUAUUGUCCUUUUUCAGUAUUUACAUUUUGAUUAUUGUAAACAUAGGACCAGUUAAAAUGCAAGAGAUCGAUGCGGUAUGUGUUAAACCAAUUAAAAUGUAUUACUUUAUAAAUUACAUGUGGAUUGUGAAGUAGUGUUAUAUAUAUUUUAUCUUUAGUUGAUACACUAGAAAUGAAGUACUUAAAAUCUGUACGGAGCACUAUUAAGCUAUGUUUUGUCGUAAGAAUAUUACGGUUAGUAUUAUUUGUUUAUAUGAUUAUGUAGGUUAUAUUUUAUAGUUUGUACAUCGUAGAAUAUAUUUUGAUGACUGCUUUUCGUUGGUUAUUGUAUAUUAUAUAUAUAUAUGUUAAGCUUAUUGGGAAACUAAUAUAGGUACACUUGUUAUAUUUUAAAAAAAAACGUAAGACAUACUGAUAAUUAUUAAAAGAAAAGGUACACAUUUUUUCGAGGGUAACAUGUGUGAUUAUUGAAAUUAACAUUCCAUAUAAUGAGAAUAAAUUACCCAAUUAUAGAAUAUCAUUAUUACACAUUAGGAUAUCCUAAAUACUCAAUCUAUCAGUAGGUCUAUGGUUUGGUCCAUCCUUUAAUAGUAUGUUAUGUAACCUUGAUAUGUGGAUAAUCCAAUACACUCCUUUUGUUGUGGUCUUAUUAAAUCAACUUAACAAAUCGAAAUUAUCCCGAUCUGAAACAAUGUAAAUUUCGACCGUGUGUAUCCAUGGAACAGGAGAUAAUAACCCUUCUGGAGCAUAUUCUUUCUCUUGGAGAGUGUGAGGAGAUUAAACAUUACCUUCAAAGAACACUAGCCAACUUGGAGUGUUUAAUAUAAUCCUUCGGAGACUUGUCCGAAUUUAGUUAUUGUCUAAACUAUUUACUUAUCUUUUCUGGAGUUAGUGAUUAUUUUCAUAAAGCACCUGUCUCGUCCCGUAAUGUCCUUUGUCAUGUUUAUUCGUGUUUCUUAGUUUUCGUUGACGUUUUUGGUAUCGAAUAGAAUUGAAUAAAUACACUGAUUUGGUAUAUUCUACUAUCCGUAUACAUACAUAACUAACAUAUUCAUUUGUGCUCUAUAUGUUUUAUAUACUUGUACAACACAAGAGAAAAUCACUAUUUUGUAAGAAUUUGAAGUUCGGUGCUCAAUGUAAUAUGGUGUUAAUCCUCUACCAUAUAAAUAUGUAAAUAGUCAGUUAUCGGCCAUUGUAUUACAGUAUCAGAUGGUGAUUUACUAAAUUAGUCUGUAAGAUUUUAGUCGUAUAUCCACACAAUGUGAACAUCACACUUUCUCUUAUAAAUACGAGGUGCGUAAUAUUUGUUGACCAAUUUAAUCAAGUUAUUUGCACUAAUCAGUUGUAUCUGUGAUAAUUUCGUGAUCUGUUCCAGCAGAAUGUAACUGAACGAAAUCUACUUACCAAAGAAAUUAUUGAAAUUAAGACUAUUAUUUGAUCAUACUUAAGAAUUAUGAGCGCUUUUGCAAUUGUAUGUUUUCAAGAUCCGAUACUGUGUAUAUGUCACUGUCUGUAUUUGUUCCUUGUACAGUUUGUGUCUGAUGUUGAAGUGUACAUAAUGCUUUGGAAUGUGUAUAAAUAUUCUUUCUUUUUGAUUAUUGAUAUGUAUGUAAGGAUCAGCCUUUUAAAAGUUUUCUUACUCUCUUGUCAUAUCUCAAGUGAAAUGUUAUUUGAGAAAGACGUGCUCACUCUCUCCCUAUUGUUAAAAGGAAGUAGAGCAAAUGAUAUUUUGAGUGUUUCUUAAUAUUCAAAGAAAAUAAAUUCCUUAAACAAAUAUGAACUGGUAUAGGAUGGUAAUAUCGACGGUAAUGGUUUAACGAAAGAACAAAUGAACUCACGAAUUUAUGACAAACAGUGCACCAUAUAGACUAUUGUAAACAUUAAUUUUCCUUUUCGAAAAACAGAAUUAAAGAGUUAUUCAUUUAAAUUAUCCUCUAGAAAAUUUAAUAUACGAAGUUAAUGAUAUUUACAAGAUACCAUAGAAAAUAUUUUACAGCAUUAUUUUGAAUAUGGAACAUUUCAUCUAAUUUUUUACGCGUUGGUGCUGUGCUUUUAUUAUUUGUAUUAUUUUUUACUAUUGGUCAGGUGAAGCCAAACAUUGCCAAAUGAUCUUGAACUCAUUAACGAAAUCUUAGGACAUCACAGUCAUCAAACUUACUAUAUACAUUAUUGUAAACGUUGUCGUUGAUAAAAACAUUUCUCAACAUAACAAUGUCUGUUUCCAUAUUCUCUCUUCAAGCAUUUCGUUUUUGUAAUUUGAGUGCAAUGUAUAGACGUUAAAAUCAAAUAACAGUUUGGCUACUAGGGCUGACUAUCAUACGUGUUGUCCGUCCAUUUAGUUUUCCCAAAAUGAUGUACUGAUACAAAUUUACAUAGAGCGUUUUAAGUACGGGCUAAGCGUGUCAGCCCGGUAAAUAAAGGAGAGACAUCAUAUGUUAUUUGAUUAGAGAAUACUCCAAUGUAUUGUUAUAUGAUUAAAAUGUAUAAAACUAGUUUGUAGCUUUCUUAAUCAACAAAUCGCCUUGUAAGCACUAUAUUCCGUGACGAAAUAACUUUCUUUGUUGUCAGCAUUAAUAAAAAAAACAAUUUAGUUUGAUCAGUAAACAAUGAACAAUCAAUUGCACUAGUAUUAGCACAUGUCAGUUAUUUUAUUACAAAUAAAUAAUGAAAUUAAAAUGUAAAUGAGCUUA
Ylistrum balloti is the source of this 5872-nucleotide messenger RNA. Its product is annotated as sodium- and chloride-dependent glycine transporter 2-like. NCBI's taxonomy places the organism in Eukaryota, Metazoa, Mollusca, Bivalvia, Pectinida, Pectinidae. Gene Ontology annotation, biological process: sodium ion transmembrane transport. Gene Ontology annotation, cellular component: membrane. The record is from RefSeq and is a predicted model, not a curated record. The transcript is spliced from 14 exons. Bases 151 to 2124 code for a protein of 657 amino acids.